This is a messenger RNA of Lymnaea stagnalis (great pond snail), 7435 nucleotides long. Lineage: Eukaryota; Metazoa; Mollusca; Gastropoda; Lymnaeidae. The record is from the annotation of a GenBank genome assembly.
GUUCAAGCCUCAUAAUGGGGAAACUGAAUAUAUUUGAGAUUUCAUUUAACAAUGGAAGUGGUGUUUUUUAUAGUGGUAACAUUGUUCAAGGAUACGUCACAGUGGAAUUGACAGAGCCAAUGAAAAUGAGAGGUUUGUGAUUUUCAAAAUAAACUUUUUAAACAGGAAAAAGACAAAAAAAUACCUUGCAAGCCUGUUUAAUAGUUGUAUUACUAUUAGAUCAGUGAAUAUAUAUUACAUAUUUACAAAAAUAUUGCUGUUAAAUGUUUGACCACGAAUAGUAUCCGAUGUUUAUGUUUUAAAAACAAAGGUCCCUUCUUUUACUUUAGAUUAGUACGUCCACCUUGGCUAUGUCUAGGGUAUGAUUAAUUUCCUAAAGAAGUAUUCUAUACUAAUCUCACUCCACACUCACUCUAACAUUCAAUGACACACUAGCUCUCACUUCUAGUAAUACUAUAACUAUACUAAUAAAACAAAGGUGGUUCAGCCCACAAAUAAAUAUUUAAUUAUAAAAAUAAAAAUAAAGAAUUAUCCACAUUAGGCCUACACAUGGUACACACUUAGAUAGGAUCUCGAGCUAUACUGCCCAAUAUUAAUAAAAACUAUGUUCCGACUGGCUAUCUCGUCCACUGUAGGCUGUCCAGAUCCCAAACACACACACACAUACAGCACAAGCUACAGUCUUUGGGAUUGUGGCCUCCCUCUCUGGUCACUGGCCCUGCAUCGUAACUGGUUUCAGGUCACUCGUCCUGCGAAGCGAUAGGUGUAGACCAGUGGUUCUCAACCUUUCUAAUGCCGCGACCCUUUAGUAGAGAUCUUCAUGUUGUGGCGACCCCCAACCACAAAAUUAUUUUCGUUGAUACUUUACAACUGUAGAGUUUGUGUUUUCAGAUGGUCUUAGGUGACCCCUGGAAAAGGGUCGUGCAACCCCCACAGGGGUCGCGACCUACAGGUUGAGAACCGCUGGUGUAGACUCUUUGAUACCGGUGGCUACACACGCACACACGGCCCUCCCUCGGGUCACUGGUCACUCUGACGACUCUGUUUACCUACUAGUUCUAGGCCUAAUGACACACUGGACUGAGUGGUCUAUAUUCUACGGUAUACUAUAGCGACUGUACUAAGUUCCACUGUACUGAACUCACUAAAUUCGCUCACUAUACUGAGACUAAAGUCAACUGUAAAUGGUACUAGCUCAAGCUAACUCAAACUGUACUGGUACUAACUCAGACUCAGACUGUUACUAACUGAACUAUUAGUAAUAGUUUGACUAUCAUUUACCGAACUAUCACUAAUUCAACUAUUGCUCACUAGUUCAAAUACGACUUACUGGCUAGAAAUGAGGAUAACAAAUGCUGCCCAUAAGUGCCAGAAGACAUAGGUCAACAAUUAACAUCACAUCAUAUUAUUAUUUAUAAUCAAUCAUGCUCUAACAAUAACUAUAGUCCUAAAAUUUUCUUAAUAAAACUACAACUACAAUUCUAAACUAAAUACCGAUACACAUGGGUAGAAAAAUAAACAAUACUAACCCAACACAACCAGGAUAAACAAACUUUAACAACUAAUAAUGCCAGCCAGGCUCUACUGAUAGACUUCAGGUGAAAGAGGAGGAUAAAUGAUUAAGGCCGUCAAUAUAUACUCAAAGUUUAGCGUCUGCCCCGCUUACAAGCGUCGCAUUCCAGCAUAGCUUGGUGUCCUGCAUAGUCAUGACUCGUACUCAGAUGCGUCGCUUUCAGAGUCGCGUCUGACGCUCUGGCCGGACACUGGUCAUGGUCAAAGUGACCAGGUUAAUUUCCAUUGUUCACUGAGUCAAUGUUAUUAGUGUAAGGCCCAGCUAAAUUGCGUAAUGUCCCGUGGGGUAGCGAUGGAGAGAGUGUGAGCCAGCGGGUCUCACUAAGGUGAGGACCAGCGGGUCUUAACAAUUAUAUUUACAAAAAAAUAUACAUUUACAAAAAUAUUACAUUUACUAACUUUGAUCUCACCUUAUAAUCUGUUUCAAAAGAAAGUAUGCUGCUCUGUUUUAGAUUUUACAGAUUCUGAUGAACAGAUGCCAAGUUAUUAAUUAGUUUUCUCUUAAAUUGAAGGUUCUUUAAACAUUUUUAUUUUGAAGGAAUACGGCUGAAAUUUGAAGGUAAAGCCUACGUCCAUUGGAGUGAGAGCAAUUCCAACGCCUCUGGUAAAAACCGCGGCACAACAUCUAGGCAUUUCUCGGCCACUGAAAAAUACUUUGACCAAGAUGUCCUUUUAUUUGGAAAAUGUAGGCUACUUAAGUGAGCAUUGUACCGGCUUACAUAAUAUUUGCCUGCUAUUACUACAAACAGAUUUGGUUUUUUUUCCAUUCAUAGACUCUAGUUGUUUUUUUUCCAGUUAAAACGUUAUCUUAUACAUACACUUACACAGCUGUCUAUGGAAUGUAUAUAUUACUUUUUUUUUUUUUGUUGUUUUUUUGUUCAAGCUCAGAUUAUUUAAUAUAUUUUCCCCUUCAUUCACUGAAACCUUUACAUUAUUUUAAUUCGAUUAAUUAAUACUUUUUUUCCCCUUCUUUCCAUUGAAUACGUUCAGUGUCCGGACAAGGCAGUGACACCAAAGAGCUGCCCGCUGGAAGGCAUACAUACCCUUUUCAGUUUCAGUUGCCACAAGAUCUUCCUUCUUCGUUUGAGGCAGACAUAGGCCAUGUUAGAUAUACUGUUAGUGGCACAAUUGACAAGCCGUGGAAAUUCGAUCACAAGACACAGCGGGUCUUCACCAUCAUCAGUAUUUUUGAUCUAAAUCAGCAACCAAACACUAUGGUAAAAUCUUUUUAAAUACAAGUAAACGCUAUUUCUUACAGUGCAUGUGUAAAUAAUUCAACCUGAGGUGAAAUAAGUUUUACAUUGGGGGCCGUCCAUAAAGUACGUCACGCUCCAGAAAGGAAAGUGUAUGUAUGCCUUGCUUUCGUCAUGCCGGAAGUAUUAUUAUUCUAUGUUGUCCGCUGCAUAAUUAUGUCACUGUCCUUUUUAUGAUUUAAUCACUGGGUCAAGUUUCGCUAAUCUACCUCUAAUCCUGUGUAAAAAUAUUGCAUAAUUGGAAGAUUAUCUAAAACUUGACCUCACCUAUUGUAAAUGAAAAAGCAGCAGAUAAAUUAUGUGUAUAAUAUAAUUGUCUAGUCUAAUUUUUGCAAUUUUUGUUUUCAAAUUCAAUCUAGAUUGAGUUACUGCUUCAAUGAAUAACUGUGACAACUGUUGACAAUUAACUAUUCUACUAUUAAAUUCAUUUUAAUAUUGUGAUAGUUCUUUUAAGUGGAACUUUUUAUAUUUUAAUAAUACAGUUUAAUAGUGAAGUGUGUUUUAGAUUAAAUUUUAAUAAGUUGUUAAUUUUUUUUUAAGUUUUCAAAAGUGUGACGUCCUUUAAGGGGGGGGGGGGGUUCCGAGAUUUGGGACAGGUCUUGUUUUAUUUAGGUUGGUUUCAUGACCCCCCCCCCCCUCAACCCCAAUCUUUGUGACUGCCCUUAAAAAUAAUUUAAUUUAAAUAAUAUUCAAUUUCAAUAUAGAUCCCUGCUAAAUAAGAUACAUUCUUAUUAAAAAAAUAUUUCUGAUUGUUAUUGUAGGGGCUCAUUGAUGAAUUUCUGGAUGUAACUAGCAUGUUUUGAGUGCUGAAAAAAGGAUUUCAUUUCUAGUUCUACGGUAUUAGCUUUGUGAUUAGAUUUAUAUAUUUAUUAAACAUGUCAAUUUAAGAUGAUACAUCAUAAGUCUUUAAAGUCAUUCCAUACUUUUAUAGUCUCGACUCCAAGAAACAAAGGAGAAACAUAAGUGGUGGGGCGGUCGUAAAUCAGAGGUAACUGAGGCCACGUUUCACAUUGACAGAAGUGGUUAUGUCCCAGGAGAAGCCGUGAAGUUGUACGCUGAAAUAACUUUCAAGCCAAGCCAUACAUGGGUCAAAUCAUAUGUUGUUCUAAAAAUGGUAAUCAUUUACUUUUAAAUACAUUGCCGUAUUUAAAAACAUAAAUAAAUACAACCAUUUUGAAUGUGAUGAAUAGCUUUAACGGCGCAAGAUUGUACCCUUGAUCCUGUUAGCGCGCAUGGUACAGGAAUCGAUGAUAACAUGAAGAAUAUUCAUAUUAUUAAAAAAAUAUAUAUUUUUUGUUAAUGUAUAACUAAGACUAACAGUUUGUCCACACCAAUUACUGUGCACAAUUUAUGGCUAUGUUAAAGACAUCUGUGUUGUUUUAGUUUAAUAGUGUUACGAGUGUUCUACAUUAUAUAUUUUUAUGUUCUUGAAUAAUAUUUAAAUGGAUGAAAGCCCAAUCCUGAUAAUUACUUUUAAAAUAACUCGAUUAAAUAGUUUUGAAAACAACAAAUGUACGUCUUCAGAUAAUACCGUCGUGUUGAAAAAAGAAAGAAAGUGAUAAAUGUUAUAAUAAUUACCCUGGAAUUAGUUUAGGAUAGGAAAAUCCCAUGAGCCUGCUGCCAGGUGGCGAAAGGGUUUUACUGAAAUAAAUUUCAUCCCAUUCAUAAUAAUUUUAAAUAAUUUCUAUUUCAGUUUUGGCAUCGCUGGGUGUAAUUUUAACGUCCACGCUACUUUUUUACUUUAUUUAGGUGACAACAUUUCACGCAACAACCAAGUCGAGAACAAUAGUGACUGAAGUGGCUCGGGGUGCCCAUCCAAGGAUUACAAAUAAUGGCGAAGACAACUGGACAGGAGAGGAAUUAAUAAUUCCACCAUUGCCGCCAUCGUUCCUUGUGGGUUGUAAAAUAAUUGACAUACAUUAUAUUUUACAGGUAAGAAAAACUGAGUCGGGAUUAUUAGCUUUGUUCAAGUCAGAAGUUGGCAGCCCUAUCGUAUCAGAUAUCCUGUGCCCAAUGUCUUGCACGUCAUUCUAUGUAAUUCUUGUUACACAUGUAAACCGUUUCUAAUUGUUAAUAAACAAUUAAUUUUUAAAAAAAAUAGAAGUUUGGGGUUUUUUUUUUACCGUAAAGUCAGAAAAUAUUUGUUCCGUAUCGGGUAGUUAAAUCUUUGGGGUCCGAAAUAUAAAUAUUUGACAAAAAUUUGAUUUUUUUAUGGUACUAUUAAGUAACAGUCAUAUGCGAAAGUUAGAAGCAAUAGGAUCCAACGAAAAGGACAAUAUCUAGAAAUAUACACAUAAUACAGGUUAAAAAUAUCCCGAAUCACAUUUGAAUUACAAUAGAGAUGCAUGGUGACCAUAUCGUACCCGUUCCGUGUUAUAUAAUUGGCAAUUAAAAUUAUGUUCUUGUAAUGUUUAGAUACAAAAGAAAUCCCGUGGCUGGGUUUACAUUUUUUAAAACUUUUUUUUUUUGGAAAAAAAAAGCUUAUCCUGACCUAUAAAACCUUAACACCACAUGCCAUAAACGUCAUGUCUCCAUUCACAGCAUGAGCCUAUGCCCCGCCCCUCCACGUCACGACCAAUCGUAGAGGAUUGACUUCUCUUUUCUUUCCCUUUUUUUUUUUUGCCUGUACUUAAUCUCUCACCUAUUACUUAUUUUCUGUCACAAUUCUUUUGCUGCCCUCUUGGAUAUUAGUUCUCAGAUAAGUGCUAUUUAAAAAUUGUAUUCUGUUUUUUUCUGCUGUUUGUUCGCUGACAACGGGUUCCUGCUAACACGAUCGUUGUUGUGUUGCGUUCCUUUUUUCUUUCAGGUUUGACCAUACUUUGCUAAACUCAUUUCCUUUUUUGCUAACCUGAUUGCAGUCUCUCCCUUUAUUAACAGGUUUUAACUUGUAGCACGUAAAUCGUCUUACAUUCAGAAUCAGUGUGGGAUCUGAGGGUUAACAUACAUGUCUAGAAAUUACUACUGCACUGUCGCCCAAGUAUGCUGUCUAUCUAAGAUGCACCCAUAGCAGGACAGCUACUACUAAAGUGUUAUUACGUGUAACAACUGUUAGUUUGAUAGUUGUUGUACUGGUAUCAAUCAAUAGCUGUGUCUUUUUAAGUUUAAAAAAAAAAAGCAAUUGCAGGAUGUCUAAUUAUUUGAUACAACAGUUAAGAUCAUUUCCCAUAUGAGAAUUUAGCACAUGGCAGGUUAGUUACUACACAUAUUUUACUUAUAGUUGCUGGUUGAAUACUGUCGUGUCAAUCGCUUAUAAGCACAUUGCAGUAUGUGUAACCAGAACGAUACAACGGUUAGUAUUAUGCUCACGUACACACGCAUCUAAUUCCAUGUUAGAAUUCAGUGGACUGCUGUCUCUUCAAACAUUACAAUAUUUUUACUUUUUAACCUUGAUAUUCCUUUAAAUAUGUUUGGUUAGUCUUAAAAACUAUGUACCUUUAAUUUAUAUUCUUAGUUGAAUGUUGAACCAUCCGGACCUGACUUGCAUCUUGAGGUACCCUUAGAGAUUAUUAUUGGUACUAUACCUCUUAGAUCUGUUGUAGACAAGCAUCCUCCAAUGCCACCACCCAAUUACAAUUGUGCCAACAUGUACGCAUUGGAGACUACCCCUACAGCUCCUCCUGCUGAAAUGUUAUAUCCUCUUCCACCACCAAGUGACCUGCCUAAUUUGCGUAAGUAGGAGUAGUAGUAGAAGAAAUUGAUUUUUCGUAUGGAAGAUUCCCCAUAUGAACAUUGGUAUGGUUGUAAGCAGAUGUUGAUAUGAGUUUCUUAUCUACUGUAUAUUCUAAACUUAAGAAAAAAAAACAGUUUAUAACCUAUUUGGCCAUUGUCCAAGUUUUUAUGAAUGAAUUUAAUUAUAUUUAGCUAUUUCUGCUAAUGAAAUCGGAACAGCGGAGAGAUAUUUUGCCCAAAUAUGAUGUGCCAAGUAUGAUGUAUUUGUACUAUAAUGUGCACUUCUUCUGUAAUAUAACAAGUGAAAUUUCUUGACAGUCAAAGUCAAUGCACAAUGAAAUUUAACAAAUAAAUUUAACUUAAAUGUGUAAAUAUUUACUUUUUUAAUGACUAAUAGUGCCCCUAUUAAAUGUUGUUAUCUGUUUUAGCAUUAUAUUUAUAUAUAUGUUAGUUGUUUUCUCAAUUAUGCAAUAUUUUUGACAAUUAUGUUUAAAAAUAUAAUUUUUGUCAUCACACAUUAAAAAUGAAAAUUAUGCCUUAAGUUACUCAAACUUCUCUAUUUCAGCUCCACCCUCUUACAAUGAGUGCAUUAAUGUUCGCUUAUAAGACACAUGAAGAAGGUGAUAGUAAGCAUACCUGAGGUAACGCAGAAUAUGCACCUGUUUACACUUGCUAUACCUGGGGUCACAAUGAAAAUAAACUUCACAGACAAAAAUUAAAUAAAUAUGCAUUAUGCCUUCAGAUAACUUGGAUCAUGUUAAUUAUCUGUGAUUUAUUAUAUUAUUUUUCAAUCCUUAUACUGCAUAUUAGUUUCAUACUAUCUAACGUAAUGGUUUUUAUUUUAUUUAGGCUAAUUUUGUUGUUAUGUCUUGAUUGUGUUUACUCAUUGUGUAAAUUAUGCAUACUUUUAAUAUUGCUUUACUAUUAUUUUUAUACAGUUG